CGUAGCCGAGCGUGCGCCUGCGCAGUGGGGUGCUGGCGCUUCCUGGCUCUGCGCGGCCUCUGGCGUCCGCGCUGCGGGCCGUGGGGCCGCGCUGCCCCCGCCGGGGCUCGGGGCCGGGCCCGGGCCCGCCCCUGCGCGGCCGCCAUGCCGCCGGCGGCCGCUCCCAUGAUCAGCUCUGUGCAGAAGCUGGUGCUUUACGAGACCCGGGCUCGGUAUUUUCUUGUUGGAAGUAAUCCUGCAGAAACUAAGUAUCGUGUUUUGAAAAUAGAUCGCACUGAACCAAAGGAUUUGGUUAUAAUUGAUGAUAAACAUGUGUAUACACAACAAGAGGUGAGGGAACUUCUUGGCCGCUUAGAUCUGGGGAACAGAACAAAAAUUGGGCAGAAGGGUUCUUCUGGGUUAUCUCGAGCUGUCUCUGCUUUUGGUGUAGUAGGUUUUGUCAGGUUUUUAGAAGGCUACUAUAUUGUGUUAAUAACAAAAAGGAGAAAGAUGGCAGAUAUUGGAGGACAUGCAAUAUAUAAAAUAGAAGAUACAAAUAUGAUCUACAUUCCAAAUGACUCUGUAAGAGUCACUCAUCCGGAUGAAGCCAGGUAUCUGAGAAUCUUUCAAAAUGUGGACCUUUCUAGCAACUUCUAUUUUAGUUACAGCUAUGAUCUGUCCCACUCCCUUCAGUAUAAUCUUACUGUUCUGAGAAUGCCCCUUGAGAUACUAAAAACUGAAACAACUCAGGGUCGCCAAGAGAGUUUUGAUAUAUUUGAAGAUGAAGGACUUUCAACGCAGGGUGGAAGUGGUGUAUUUGGGAUUUGCAGUAAGCCUUAUGAAAAGUAUGUGUGGAAUGCCAAGCUUCUGGAGGCAGUAAAAAGUACUGUUCACCGCGAUUGGCUGCUGUAUAUUAUUCAUGGUUUCUGUGGGCAAUCAAAAUUGCUGAUUUAUGGUCGCCCAAUAUAUGUCACUUUGAUAGCCAGAAGAUCAAGCAAAUUUGCUGGAACACGUUUUCUGAAACGAGGGGCAAACUGUGAGGGGGAUGUUGCUAAUGAAGUAGAAACUGAACAAAUACUUUAUGAUGCUUCAGUUAUGUCAUUUUCUGCGGGGAGCUAUUCUUCCUAUGUUCAGGUUCGAGGAUCGGUCCCCCUGUACUGGUCUCAAGAUAUUUCAACUAUGAUGCCUAAGCCACCCAUAACAUUGGACCAGGCAGAUCCUUUUGCACAUGUUGCUGCUCUUCACUUUGACCAAAUGCUUCAGCGAUUUGGCUCUCCCAUUAUUAUUUUGAAUCUUGUGAAGGAACGUGAAAAAAGAAAGCAUGAAAGGAUUCUUAGUGAAGAACUUGUUGCUGCUGUGACAUACCUCAACCAGUUUUUACCCCCAGAGCAUGCAAUUAUAUAUAUUCCAUGGGACAUGGCCAAAUAUACAAAAAGCAAACUUUGCAAUGUACUGGACAGACUGAAUGUGAUUGCAGAAAGCGUAGUAAAGAAAACAGGAUUUUUUGUAAAUCGGCCUGAUUCUUACUGCAGUAUCUUGCGGCCAGAUGAAAAGUGGAAUGAAUUGGGAGGUUAUGUUGUUUCCACUGGUCGCUUGCAGACUGGUGUUCUCCGAACCAAUUGUGUGGACUGUUUAGAUCGCACUAACACAGCCCAGUUCAUGGUGGGAAAAUGUGCUUUGGCAUACCAGCUCUAUUCACUGGGGUUGAUUGAUAAACCCAAUUUGCAAUUUGAUACAGAUGCUGUUAGAUUAUUUGAAGAAUUAUAUGAAGAUCAUGGAGACACGCUUUCUCUGCAAUACGGAGGUUCUCAACUUGUCCACAGAGUCAAAACCUAUAGAAAGAUAGCUCCAUGGACCCAGCAUUCCAAAGAUAUUAUGCAAACACUCUCAAGAUAUUAUAGUAAUGCUUUCUCAGAUGCAGACAGGCAAGAUUCCAUUAAUCUGUUCCUGGGAGUAUUCAAGCCUGCAGAAGGAAAACCACACCUCUGGGAACUUCCUACUGAUUUCUAUUUGCACCACAAGAACACUCUCAGUCUGUCGCAGACCAGGCGAAGCUACACUUACUGGUGGACCACAGGUGUGCUAAGGCAUUUACCUCUUCCUUUUGAUGAAGUGACAUGUGCUGAAAACAGACGCAAGUUGGUAGUGAAGAAGUUCCACAAGUGUGAGGAGGAAAUUGAUAUCCACAGUGAAUUUUUUCGGCCAUAUGAGUUGAGCAGUUUCGAUGAGACCUUCUGCUUGGCAAUGACCAAUUCUACACGAGAUUUUAUGCCCAAGAAUGUGGGCAUUGAUCCAAGUCCAUUUACUGUUCGUAAACCUGAUGAAACUGGAAAAUCAGUGUUGGGGAACAAAAGUAAUAGAGAAGAAACUGUGCUGCAGCGCAAAACAGCUGCUAGUGCUCCUCCACCCCCAAGUGAGGAAGCUGUGUCAAGUAGUUCUGAAGAUGAUUCUGGAACAGACAAAGAGGAGGAAGGUGCUGUUUCUCAACGCUCAACUCCAGUAAAGGUGACUGAUACAGGAGAUAAUACAAAAAUCACAGAGAAUGUAGUCCAAUCCACAAAAGAUGUGUAUGGAGUUAAUCUUUCAGAUGUUCCUUCAGAAGAUGAUCUCAGCAUAUACACAAGAUUUGUCCAGCUGGGACAGAGUCAACAUAAACAAGACAAGAGCAGCCAACAGUUUUGCUCAAAACACGAAUUGGAUAGGGUAAUAAAUCUACACCUGAGGAGUCUUGAGAAGUCAAAUGGAAGAUUUUUCUUUCUUUCUUUUCUGAUGGGUUGGCAGUGUGUUCACACAGUUGGCAGUGUGCUUUAACUAAAGAAAAGAGCAUCUUGAACCUUGCAAAGACGUUAUUUCAACUCUGCAUUUUCCUCAGAAUUAUUGCCUUGUUUUUUUGGUAGUCUGUUUUAAUAAUGGUUCUGUGCAUUUGUCGGUGAUACUUGGAGCUGGUGAGGCAUUUUUCCCCCCCCCCUAAACACUGCAUUUGUCACUAUAGAUAAAUUUUACAUCUUCAUGAACUGCUCCAAAGAGGUAAAUAGGUAAUGGUAAGUUGCAAGAGAAAAUCAAGCUUCAGACACUUCUUGUCUAUGAAACACUCCUUGGAUACUUUAAUCCCAAAAGAUCAAUAUGGGCAUCAUCUUCAACAAAGCCAGACAAUCAGGGUAAGAUGGGAGGAGGAUUGCUGUCCUGGAAUAUCCGCCAUGUGGAAUAACUUACAAAUAGAAUAACUGUCCAUUAAUGUGAAAAGUAAUUCUAACCUUCAAGUCGUAAUAGGUGCACCAGUUAAAAAUCUAUGCUGAACUAGGGAAUUUAAAUGUUUGUGAUAAUGGUUUGAUUAUCACUGUGUAAGAAUGGCCAGAUCAUUUGAAUCAUUGCAUUUGAUCUUUUGAAUUUGUGAUACUAAUAUCAAAAAAGGAUCAUGAUAUUAUCCAAAUAUCAUGGUAUUAUGAAAGCAGGUCUUUGGCAUUUGGAUGAUCAACUCCUAACUUCCCAGUUGACAUAUCCCUAUGCUGUAGGCAGCUUAGUUUCACCAGGACUAGUUUUCUGCUUUUAGCUCUGGAUACAGGAUCUCUUACACAACCGCAGAGCCACUCCUUAAAACUGCAGACCAUCCCUGCAAUCCACUGAUUUACAGAAUCCUCAGCUUUAUUGCCGGAGCCUCUAGUCUCUUCCCUCUGUGCUGAAGAAGUGGGGAAACCAUGAAGAUAGCACUCUCACAAGUAGAGUGGAGGUGUCUUCGUGGGCCUCGGGGAGCAGGAUAACACAAAACAGAUUUAGUAUUGUGAUAUACACAAUGCUACCCAAUAUCAGUGCUUAGUUAGUUGGUAUUAUGUAUGUUUAAAAUGAUGAUACCACUGUGCAUUGUUCAGCAUUAAUAAGCAUAUGCUUUGUAGAUGAAUAUGCCUGUAGUUUUAUAAUGAAAUUUGUCUGAUGUGUGUUAAUGUAUUAAGUUGGCAAACUGUAAAAUUACGUUUUUAUACAUGAAGGAACAACUCUGAAUAUUUUCUGGUUUUGAAAAGAAAUCAUUAGUAAGAACUGAUUUUAUAGUAAGAGGAACACUUCUGCUAUUAACAAAGAUUAUUCCUUUUGUGUAAUUGCAAAAUCUCCUGGUAGGUUUUUGACAGUGUCAGAGGUAGCAAUCAUUCCCUUUUUUGCCCCCUUAACAUAGAGUAAAAUAUUCUGCAUGUUACGCUGCUCAAAAUGAAUAUUUUAAAGAGAUUUUAUAUGCACAGUUUUGGUGGCUGUUGGGCAGAGUCAGAGCAUUCUUUUUUCUCCUUUCCCAGGUGUAAUUUCCGUGUGUUUCUAAAUAGUAGAAAUGUAAAAGUCACAGAGCACGCAAAUCUGUGCCUUUUGUCACUCCUUCUCUUGAUAUUGUACAGAUCAUCUUCUCUGCCAGUCCUAACAAACCUGUUGUUCUGUGUACAUCUCAGAGGAAGCAGUGUCUUAUUGUCAGUAGUUUUUGUCAGUAGUCUUUAAAGUAUACCUUUAUAGAGCUUAAAAUUUUUCUCCAUCUUUUGUUCUGCAAUUUUUAAAAAACUUUUUAAUACUGUUUGGGCAGUGACAUUGUUCGAGAAAAGUCAUAAAUAUAGGUAUUGUUUAAAGGCAUGUUGUUCACUUCUGGAACAAAGAAACUUCCUUCCUGUGUA
Messenger RNA from Dromaius novaehollandiae (emu), 4622 nucleotides. RefSeq names its product FIG4 phosphoinositide 5-phosphatase (gene FIG4). Gene Ontology annotation, biological process: phosphatidylinositol dephosphorylation. Gene Ontology annotation, cellular component: intracellular membrane-bounded organelle. Bases 145 to 2790 code for a protein of 881 amino acids. The record is from RefSeq and is a predicted model, not a curated record. The transcript is spliced from 23 exons. Gene Ontology annotation, molecular function: phosphatidylinositol-3,5-bisphosphate 5-phosphatase activity. Lineage: Eukaryota; Metazoa; Chordata; Aves; Casuariiformes; Dromaiidae.